AUGAUUUUUCAAAGAUUAAUUUUAUUACUUUCUUUAGUGUGGGCGGUAAUUGGUGGAACGUCCUUGAUCAUCUAUGAUUCAGAAUCAAUUGAUUUGGACCACCCUACCCCUGAACUUUUGAAAAUUGUUAGGUACAGUGAACUGAAAUUUAACCAAACCGUCGUUAGAGGUUACACCGACGAUGAUUUGAAGAUAUUCAUUGGUGAAGAAAGUAUUGUUGACAAGAUUUUCAUCUUACCUACUACUUCCAAGAAGAUUCUCAACAAAAAAGAAUUAAAUAAGGUAAAUUUAGUUAAAUUGUUGGAAAAGAAUGUUGAUAUUGUUGUUGUUGGAGAUCAUGAAAAGAACUACCCUGAAGAUAUCAAAGACUUUUUGAACGAAGUUGGUAUUUACCCAUCUCCAAAAGGUUAUAAAUUAGUUGAUCAUUUCAAUUCCGAUGAUAAAGUCAAAUUAACUAAACAAAAUAUUGGAUGUUCCAGGAUUUUAUCAUCCAUUGAUAAAGUAUAUGAUGGUCAAUCUGCCAUUAUUGAUAACAAUGAAAACUUAAUUCCAAUUGUCAAAGCUUCAUCUACCAGUUUCUCAACUAAUGAUAAUGUUAAUUCCAUCGAUAACGAUAAUACUUGGGGAAUUGGUGAACAAAGUUUUGUUGUUGUGGGAUUACAAAGUUUAAGUGGAUCCAGAUUAACUUGGUUCGGAUCUUAUGAUUUAAUUGAUGAAGAAAUCUUGUCUUGGUCUUUAGGUUUCAGAAACAUCUUAAAAUUACAAUUUGUUCAACAUCAUAAAGAAAGUGAACCUUCAAAACUUGAUGGUACUUUAUACAGAGUCAGUGAUCAAGUAAUCUAUACUAUUGGUGUCAGUGAAUUGGCUGAUAACGAAUGGAAACCAUACGAAGUUGAAGAAGGUGAUGCUUUACAAUUGAGUUUCAAAAUGUUGGAUCCUUAUCAAAGAUUGAACUUACAACCUUUAGGUAAAGUAUCAUCUACCGAAGAUGGUCCUUUAGAUACAUUUGCAUAUUUUGUUAAUUUCACUAUACCAGAUCAGCAUGGUAUGUUCACUUUUGAAUUAGAUCACAAAAGAUCCGGUUUAAGUUACUUAUCUGACAAGAAAGUUGUUGCAGUUAGACAUUUAGCUAAUGAUGAAUUCAAAAGAUCAUGGGAAAUUACCAAUGCAUGGUAUUAUAUUGCUAGUGCAAUGUUUGUUGUUGUUGGAUGGUUAAUCUUUGUUGUUAACUUCAUUUAUGUCAGUAGAGAUGAUUCACAAAGAAAAAACAUUUAA
Messenger RNA from Yamadazyma jaroonii, 1275 nucleotides. The record is from the annotation of a GenBank genome assembly. NCBI's taxonomy places the organism in Eukaryota, Fungi, Ascomycota, Pichiomycetes, Serinales, Debaryomycetaceae.